Molecule: messenger RNA, 4386 nt
Organism: Ostrea edulis (European flat oyster)
Lineage: Eukaryota; Metazoa; Mollusca; Bivalvia; Ostreida; Ostreidae
Product: SWI/SNF-related matrix-associated actin-dependent regulator of chromatin subfamily A containing DEAD/H box 1-like
Exons: 22
Coding region: 207-3227 (1006 amino acids)
Cellular component (GO): nucleus
Molecular function (GO): ATP binding; ubiquitin binding; ATP-dependent chromatin remodeler activity
Source: RefSeq, a predicted model, not a curated record
AAGCUUAAUACCAUGGGUAUUUUAUUCGAUACAAAACUACAUCUGGGUAUAUUGAUCGAAAUAAUAAAGUACGCAUUAACAUUUUCACUGUGUAGUUCUUUUCGUUAUGGAGGUAAAAUUGUACUUCCCGCAAGUUUUUUUUUUUUAUUGUGUUGGAUAAGUAAAAAGAAGAUUGAAUGAAUUGAUGAUAGACAAUAGACGAUUUGAUGAUGGCAAGCAAAAGUCCAAGCUUAAACUCACUGAUGAAUUAUCGUUUUGUGAAAAAGCAAGUUCCUAAACUCACCUCAGGUAGUGAGAGCUUGUUUAGCUCCGAUACAAAUGGAGGUAUUCAGCAUGACAGUAAGGGAACAGACGGGCAAACAGACAGCCAAACAAGCAACUGUUCAUCUGCCACAAUCCUCUACUCAGAUCAGGAGGGAGGAAGUCAGAACAGCGAGAUGACCAUUCCAUACAACCCGAGUCAGGAUCUCGGAAGCCAGGAUCCAUUCACACAAAACACAGAGGACUGUCAGCCUAGUAGUCCGGACUCUCCUAUCUUCCGCGGAAAGGUCAAGGGGUCAAACAAGAACUGUAUUGGGGACGAUGACACAGAUCCUAUGUCCUCCCCCUGGUUUUCAAAGGAAUAUGGCAUGUCCAAUGGAAUGGCUUCUACCUCAACAAAACAGAGGAGGAAAUCCAAGCAGGUUGUGCGACAGGGCUUUGGGGAUGACUUGACUCCGGAGCAGACGGAAGCUGUCAAUCACCUGAAGUCGAUGUUUCCGGACCGCCCCAUGGAGGUGUUACAGGAAGCUUUGGAGGCCCGCAGUUGGAAUGUGGAGGAGGCUGUUGAUCAUGUGAUCGAUGGGUCUAAGGCAUUCAGAAAUAAGAAACCGAAGAAGCGGAUAAUUCAUCAGGAAAGCAGCGAUUCAGAAGACGGAGGGUCACCGGUUCAUCGUCCUGGGAAACGAGCUCGACCCAUCGAAUCUUGUGACCUUGACCCUUCCCAGAUCUCGGAAAAGGAGAAGGAGAGGCGGAUUAUUUUCCUGCAAGAGGCAUUUCCUCAGAAGAAAAGACGGGACUUACAUCAGGCCUUAGAGAAUAACAACUGGCAGACUGACGACGCCCUUCUGGAGCUGGGCAACAUAGGAGACAAGUCAGAGGAGAGACAAGCGGCUCUAGAGGAUGAGGAGGAGGAUUUCCGAAGUGAAGAUGAAGAGGCAGACAGCGAUGACAGCAUUGAGAUGGACACAGAAGGUGCUAAGACAGAGAGAGAGAAGAUCCUGACUUUCUUCGAUGAGGCGACAAUAGACGAACUAUCAGCAACACCUGGCUGUUCCAAAAAGCGUGCUGAGGUCAUCAUGUCACUAAGGCCGUUUAAGACAUGGAACAAACUAACGACAGAAUUUUGCAACAACAAAGCGUUGUCGUAUGAAAUUGUCAGUGGUUGUAAAGAAAUCUUCCGGGUCCGACAAGUCAUUCUCAAACUCAUGCAGAAAUGUGAGGGAAUUUCAAAGAAAAUGGAGACCGUUGUUUCGUGCCUGACAAAGAAAACGGACAUAGAUGAAAGCAGCGAUGAUGAAUCUAUACAAAUAACUAAACAGCCAGGAAACUUGUCUCCGAACUGUCGUUUGAAGCCGUUCCAAAUGGUGGGGUUGAACUGGUUGAGAAUCAUGCACUCGCAGCACCUGAAUGGGAUCUUAGCUGAUGAAAUGGGAUUGGGCAAGACGAUACAGACGAUCUCCUUUAUUGCUCAUCUGAUGGAGGAAGGGGAGAGGGGACCUCAUGUCGUCAUUGUUCCUUCCUCUACAAUAGAGAAUUGGAUGCGAGAGUUUGAGACCUGGUGUCCGGACGUCAACCUUCUGGUUUAUUAUGGAUCAAUAGAGGACCGGCGUCAGAGUCGACUGUCGCUGAUGUAUGACACCAAGGAGGAAUACAACGUUGUCCUCACCACAUACAACAUGGCCACGGGAAGUGUAGAAGACCGAGCACUUUUUAAGAAAGUCGAGUUUCACUACGCCAUCUUUGAUGAGGGUCACAUGUUAAAAAACAUGUCGUCACUUCGCUACCAAAAUCUUAUGAAAAUUGCAGCGGAGCGGCGUUUGCUGUUGACUGGCACUCCCCUUCAAAACAACCUCUUGGAGCUUAUGUCGCUGUUGUGUUUUGUGAUGCCAGAAAUUUUCAGUGGGAAAACUGAUCAACUCAAGCAGAUGUUCUCCAUGAUCAAUAGGGGAACUGAUGAUAAAGCAAAAAGUAGAUAUGAAAGGGAGAGAAUUCAGCAGGCUAAGAGAAUAAUGCGACCAUUUGUCCUACGGAGGCUGAAGUCGGAGGUUCAGCAGCAGCUUCCACAGAAGCGAGACAGAGUCCUAUACUGUGACUUGAUUCCCCAGCAGAGGGCGCUUUACCACCGACUGAUCCAGCAAUUUAAGCAGGUCAUGAAGGAGGACAGGGUUAAACAGUCAAAUGAUGGGGCGUCCAUGUUGAUGCAGCUCCGGAAGGCGUCCAACCACCCGCUGUUACUGAGAAAUCAUUACACCGACGACAUUGUGAGAAAGAUGGCAAAACAACUCACCAAGGAACCAUCACACCGAGAGCGGGGGGCUCUGACAGAGUUUAUCUACGAGGACAUGGCGAUGUUAAACGACUAUGACAUCAUGAAACUGUGUGACCAAUACAAGAAAUAUUUAGGGAGUUACAAACUAGAUAAUGAUGUCAUCACAGAGUCAGGGAAAUUCCAAGAACUGGAAAAACUCAUGCAGUCUCAUAAAUCUCAGGGAGACCGGAUUCUACUCUUCAGUCAGUUUACAAUGAUGAUGGAUAUCAUGGAGGACUUCCUGAAGAUGAAGAAAUACUCGUACCUACGUCUGGACGGCUCCACGCCAGUCCCUGACAGACAAGAGUUGAUCGACAAGUACACAAAAGACGAAAGUAUAUUUAUCUUCAUGCUGUCCACACGAGCUGGCGGUUUGGGAAUCAACCUCACAGCGGCUAAUGUCGUCAUUAUCCAUGACAUAGACUUCAACCCGUACAACGAUAAACAGGCUGAAGACAGGUGUCAUAGAGUAGGGCAAACCAGGGAGGUUUCAGUGAUUCGUUUGAUCAGUAAGGACACGGUAGAGGAAGGAAUGCUGAGGUGUGCUCGGGACAAACUCAAACUCGAGAAAGAUAUCACUACAGAUGAAAGCUCGGACAAAGAAAGCUCCUCUGAUGUUGCCUCACUCCUCAAAGAUGCUCUCUCUGUCAGCUCUUGACCUCAGUUGACCUUGUAGACCACCAAUCACCACUAGAUCAGAUCCACAUGGGCCAAUCAAAUGUCAAACAACGUUAGAACUACGUAUCAUUUGUCAGCAAUGUGUAUCAUGACAGAUAGCAUUACACUACAUUAGUGUCAGUGAAAUGAAAGCAAGAUGUUUUAUGUAAGAUGUACAGUUCAGAUUGUACAUCUGUUGGAUUGUUUGAAAUAUGGAAAUUUUGUUUAGAAUAUGAAAAGAAGUAUAGAAAUGGGACCUUAUUUUGUACAGAGUUAUAUUAUGGUAGGGAGUGCAUUUUGUAUGGAGUUUUGUGUGUAUUAAGUUUUAUGGAAAUUGUAUUUGUAUGUCAAGCAGUUUUGCAAAAAUACAACAGCCCCCAAUUAUUAUUGAAGGAUGAUAUUUAAAGGCGCCCUUCCCUUUUGAUAUUUGAGGGUCUCUCUCUUGAAGUGAAAUUUCCGAAUAUGUUUCUUUGCAAAUUUAAUGCCAACUGUCCUCAUUUUGCAACUUUGAACAGUGAAGUAUAGCAAGUAAUUGGAAGUAUAGACCAUUAUGAACAAAAGUUUUUGGAGUAGGAUUCAGUUUGCACGGAAUGCUGGGAUAUGGUUGUCUCUGCAAAGGAUGCUGGGAUAUAAAUGUCAUUUUUAUAAAGUCAAAAGUUGUAUGGUGUCUGUGUAGUGCUCUAUAUCUUAGCUGUACUUGUAGAUAUGAACGUAGUGUAAGAUUUUGUUGUCAAUUUGAAUAUUGUUUGUCAUAGGAGAUGAAUUAACUCCAUAUAAGAACAAAUAUGGGCUAUAGAAAAUUGUUUUACAAAUGGAUGGGAUAAAAUCUUGCCAAAUCUUUUACUUGUUCCUUGAAAAUUCUCCUAAAAAGGUAAAUCUUAUUUUUGCCGGGGGGGGGGGGGGGGGGGGGGGGGGAUUUUUUCCCAUAAAAAUACUUGAUUAUUGAUGUUUACAUGUUGUUCUUUUUACAUUAAGGUUCGCUAUUUAAGCUCUAUCAAAGAUUUUAAUCGCAUUCUACACUUUAUAAUUUAUCAGAGGUUUUUCCCUGUAUUUAAGUGACAGUCUACACUCUGUACUUUACACUGUGGGUCCCCAAUAAACUGUCUACCAUCUGUGAUUUACACUUUGCAUCAGUUGACAAUAAAUGACUUAUUUUUCGA